AACAACAAAUCAAUUGAUUCGACAAUUGGUUUACAACUAAAUCAAUAAAAAGUUAAUUACAUUUCAAUAAUACAAUCAUUUUAUAUCAUUAUUAGUGACAACACAUAUGUUUUGUAUGAAAAACAUGUAUUAUUUGUUUUCAAUUAAAACAACAAUCAAUUUGAUGUUUGAUUUGACUUAUUGUGAGACCAAUUGAGUGAUAAUAGUAUCGUAUAUUUGGACACAAAAUCAAUUGACAAUCUUUUAACUUAAAACACAGUUUAGUAUAUAAUAUAAUAAUAAAUAAUAAUAUAAUGAAUACAAUGUUUGCAUCACUGAAACCAUUGCUAACAACGGGUCAGUCAUUGUAUGUGAGGACAGGUAGUAGUGGUCGGUGUUUGCAUUGGUUGGCACACACUCUGGAUAUCAAUAGAUUUAAGGAUGACUUUAAUGAUUAUAAAUACGAGGAAACGGGUCUUAACUAUGACUUUGACUUUAAUUUAUUGAAUACCCGUUACGUAACUCAACAGACAAUUCAAGCAAUGAAAGUGAAGACAAGUGAUUGUCCACUGAAUGAGUGGAAACUGUUUAGACAUUACUUACAAAUGAAUGCAACGAUAGGUUCAUUGAGUGACGACUUUUUGGAUACUUUAAGAGAUAAUAGUCCAAAAAGAAUGGGUCCUCAAGAUUAUAGCGAAGGAGAUAUCGAACGAUUCGUUGAAUAUUUAAUAUAUUUUUCAAUGAAAAACAAUGGUUUUAAUAAAUUGUUUCAUAUAAGCAAUCAAUUAAAACUUAAUUGGGAUUCUGUUAACAAAAAGAAAAGAAAAAAUAUUUUUGAAAACAAAACAAAAGGUUUUAUUGCAGUUCCCGACAAAGUUCUCUCAAACGGCGGACGACUUUUCCUUACGGUUGAAGUCAAGAAAAUUACCGAACAAUUCUUAAUUGAAAAUAUGGAUGAAAAGAAUUACCGAUUUAUGAAGGAAUUGGGAGAAAAAAAAGAGAAACACAGAGAUGAUUACAACUCACAAAUUAUUACUAAUAAUUUUGCCCAAACAUUAGCACAAAUGGUUUGGUUAGCGGAUUACAACCUAACAAACAAAAAGACAUCUCAAGAUAUAUACGGCUUAUUAGUCAGAAAUACUUAUUACCAUUUCUUUGCCACCAAUAUAUCCAAUGAUUAUAUUUUUAAAUUGCGAUCCAAACAACUGACACCAAACGAUACGCUAAAUGUAAUGCAUAUAUCAGACGGUAUUGGACUCAACAGUGAAGACGAAGAAGACUUUGCGGUAAUUUUAAAAAUACUUUUUAUGAUUAUGGACUCAGAAAGUCUACGAAUUUAA
This is a messenger RNA of Oppia nitens, 1319 nucleotides long. RefSeq lists its product as uncharacterized. The coding region runs from base 294 to 1319 and encodes 341 amino acids. The transcript has 3 exons. The record is from RefSeq and is a predicted model, not a curated record. NCBI's taxonomy places the organism in Eukaryota, Metazoa, Arthropoda, Arachnida, Sarcoptiformes, Oppiidae.